ACCGGCAUUAGUGCGACGGCUGCAUAAUAACUUUAACCCAGACAAAUAAUAGUUAUAAGGAUGUAGGGUAAUGAUAAAGUGUAGAUAUCUGAUUUGCAUAAAGGCACACCAUUAAUGGAAAAAUUGUGAUUAUAGUUGAUAUUCUUCUAUAAAUUUGUUACAAAAAGGCAAAACGAGGGUUUGAUUAUGGCUACAUCAUGGAGACGAGUUUGGAUAAUUGCGCUUCUAUCUAGCGUUGUGUAUCAACAUGCAUACGCAAGUGGACAAUUCUAUGGUGGAUCAAUGAGUUAUAAACUAGAACAACAAGCUGAUGGUAGCUCCUUGGUCAUCAUUGAACUCAUAACUGGAUGGGUACUCGGGAAAGGGCCAUGCGGAGCAGCGUGUAGCAGAACUGACAUUGGUAGAUCAACACGCUCAACAAGACAAAUGCUCUUAUCAUCAGGAUACCUCGGCCACUUUACAUUAGAGCAAAAGAAGGCAGAUCAUUAUUCGAUAGAAACAAGAGAUAUAGAUGCGGACGUGAACAAGACAUACAAUGAAACAGUCAUUGACGUUGAUGAGUAUUCACAAUGGGAGCAGGAAAAAAUGCAUUUUAGCGUUCUUAUGGAGAAGGAUAAACGAGAAAUAGAUAUCAUUUUUGAAGGACAGUCUUGGCGUGAUGUCUCAUUUCAAUCAUCUAAUAAUAGCGUGAGUUGGCAUUUCCAAACCAAGAUAGUAUCUUAUAUUCGAAGUGAUACGAACAAAACAAACAGCAGUCCAAGAUCUCUAAGUAGACCCAUUUACAGGAUAGCACUAGACAGGGUAUCGACUUUUUACAUCCCAGUAGUGGAUGCAGAGGGAGAUUUCAUCAAAUGUGAGCUAGCAAGAAAUAUAGAAGCUGGAAUAAUAUCUGCGAACCCGCCAAGAAACGUAAUUGUUUAUGAGAACUGCACAAUUUCUAUCAACGCAUCACAAGCUGGAGGAUACGCCGACAACAGUUGGAUUGCAGUAGCAGUCAGUGUCCGUGAUUACAACAGAAGGGAUAUAUCUUACGGUUCAGGUGUAUUUCUUGCCGGAAAAUUUUCACUUAGUACAACCUCAGUUCAGUUUACUGUGCAAGUGUUGCAAAAUCUAGCGGUCCCUGAAUUUGUGGAACCGACUUUGGAAAGCGGACAUACAUUUAUUAUAUAUGCGGGCUCAGCAUGGUCGACAGAAAUAUACGCAAAGGCAUCAGCGAAUACUACAAUUGAUAAGUUUAAAGCCUUUGGACUGCAAACGGAAACAAUUAUAUUACAAAACAUUCAGCAAGAUCUUAAGCGGCCCCGAAUUAGUUCUACAACAAUGUCGUGGAAACCCUCCAACGCUGAUAAAGGAGAUCAUGUUUUAUGUGUUAGUGUCAGUGAUAACACAGGUGUUGAAUCUGAAGAAGACAGGUGUUUUACGAUAAAUGUUCGAAAUGACGUUUUCCACUAUUCUUCUAGUAAUGCGCAGGGGCUGCCAUAUUUCGUUGAUAUACCAUCGCCUGGCCAGAUGGUUAACUGCCCAAUUCAUUCUACAUGUCUUAUAGCUUUGUACGUCGUUUCAGCUAUGAAUUUAACAGACAUACGGGUGACUGUCAGCUAUUUAGACAUGUGUAGUGUUGGUAAAAUACAGACUCUAACACAUAAAGGUCAGCAAGUAUACAAAGCAGAUAUAAUGUUUGAAUCUUCAACUUUUGGAGACAAGAAGAUGUGCUUUGUAGCAAAAGAUGUCAAGGGAACUGAAAGUGAAAACGUUUGCAUCACUGGUCACCUAUAUCGUCCAGAUGUAUGCAUGUCUGCCCCAUGUAAAAACAGCGGUGCCUGUGCGACUGACAUUAAGACUGCAGAUUUUAAAUGCACUUGUAAACCACUAACAUACGGCAAAACAUGUGAAAACAUUAUAGACCUAUGUGAUCCAGAUCCAUGUGUAAAUGAACAUUCGUAUACUUGUUACAAGGGGCUAUGUUAUUGUAAACCUGGAUUUAGUGGGAGAGGAUGCGAAACAAAUAUAAAUGACUGCCCUCUAAGUGCUUGUAAUGAUCAUGGAAUGUGUAAAGACGGUGUUGGAAAUUAUACUUGCGAAUGUUUCGGACGUUAUGCUGGAGUUAACUGUACGAUAGAUAAAUGUCCAACACAAAGUCCAAAGUCUGUGAGGUGCCUCGAAGCCGGAUGUACAAACCACUCGUGUAAUGGGCGUGGUCUGUGCUCCGCUGAAGGACAUUGUACGUGCCCUUAUGGAUAUUAUGGACAUCAAUGUCAGACACCAAAGUGUGACAUAACCUCGGUUUUUGUAGGGAUAAUUUCACCUACAGUCAAAGAUGGAAGUAGACUUAUUUGUCACUCAGAAAGCGGCUUGAUAUCACAGUGUUCUUUGCGUGUUUACGUCACUGGUAAAUUAAGUUCUGUACCAACCAUUGACAUAGAAACAUCCAGACAAUUGCGAAGCAUCACCACUGUAGGACAAGCGAAAAAAUCAUCAGUCCUUCCAGGAAUUGAUUCUGUUUAUACAACAGAUGUUUCAAUCAGUGGACAACUUAACAGUACAGAGUCCCAGCAUGUCUGUGUUGUCGCGACUUAUACAUCAUCAACAUCGAGUGUUUGCUACAAUAUCAGUAUUGUUACCAAUUAUUCAACACGUCAAGAAAAUGCACAAAUAAAAUUUCUUGAACCAACAAUGAAAGAUCACAGCGAAAUAAUAUGUACUACUUGGGAGAGAUGUCAAAUUUUAUUGUACACAUCUAUUGCAUCAAACAGGACCUCUUGCAAUGCAGCGAAUAUUGGGCCUCGAACUGGCUUUGUUAAUGGAAGAUGUGGCAUUGAUGACAGAGAUAAUGACGAAAAUGACAUAGAUUUGGCUGCAAAAGCUGCUUCCCCUUGCUGUGAAGAUGUAAUCUCGCCAUCAGCUGAAGUCAAUGUAUUCCCCGCCCAUCCACGAGGACCAAGUUGUGUAACGGAAACCUCAGUCAUAUUUGAUAGCGUCGGAAAAAAAGAAAUUUGCUUCCAGUCAGCUCCAUUAGAAUACCAGCAACUAUGUUACACAGUUCUAGUGUAUGCUAAUGACAAACAAGAUCCCUGUUCAAGCUCCCCAUGUCUGAACAAUGGGCAUUGUUUCCGCACAGAUCAAGAUAACUAUAAGUGCGUUUGUCAAGACAAUUAUGUGGGUGAUAAUUGUCAAACAGACAAAGUGAAAAAUAGCACAGAUAUUACAUGUUUUUCGUGUAAGGACCUCGUUGACCCAUCAUUCUGCGACUCUAUUGAACGCUGUCACAGCAACCAGGUAUGUUUUGUCGAGAGCAAUACCUUGGAUAAUAAUAAAAUACACUACACGUCUGGAUGCAAAGAUAAACAGAUAUGUAAUCAACAAUCGACCAAUGGAACAACUAGCUGUCUUCAGUGCUGCCAGAGCAGUUUUUGUAACUCACAAGGAUGUGGUGCUGCAGCGUUGCCGCCUCGUCAGUCUCGGGGCCCACUAUGUCUGGACUGCGCUCGAGUAAGAGAUCCGGCUGAUUGUGAUCAAAUAGCAUUUUGUCAUUCUGACCAGCUAUGCAGCAUUGAAAAAUUAGAAUGGGGCGAUACCUUCUUGUACCACCUCGGAUGUGCAAGUACGACUCAUUGUUCCCUUGAAUCUAAUAGAAGGGCAUCUGAUGUACAGUUUGAGACGAGGUCUAUACCUGUAUGCCGCAGCUGCUGUCAUGAUGACUUUUGCAACCGGAAUUGUACGACAAAACAAACAGACCCUCAGCAAAUAUUUGUUGGAUAAAAAGAAAAUAUACAUAAUAAACUCUGACAUGUUACCUAUAUAGUACAAUGUCUCGCCAUACUUAUUUAACCAGAAAAUAUCCAUCUGCAAAGUA
Molecule: messenger RNA, 3853 nt
Organism: Ruditapes philippinarum (Manila clam)
Lineage: Eukaryota; Metazoa; Mollusca; Bivalvia; Venerida; Veneridae
Product: neurogenic locus notch homolog protein 2-like
Exons: 34
Coding region: 187-3759 (1190 amino acids)
Molecular function (GO): calcium ion binding
Source: RefSeq, a predicted model, not a curated record